AUGGCAACUUACCUCGAGAGAUGUCGCUCGUGGUUCUCUAGAAUGAGCAACACUUGGAUAGGAGCAAUAACUCUGUUGGGGACGCGUGUCAGUCAGUCAGUCUGUCACGUCUUCGGGUUCGGCGAAAGCGGCGCUUCUUCUUCUUCUUCGUAUCCUCUUUCGACGCGGCGCCGCUCGAAAUUUGUUUUGUCCCCUGCCCUUUCUCUGGUCAACGACUCGACGCCGCUUACUCAUUUAGCUUCUUCUUCUUCUGCUUCUGCUUCACUUGAAUCCCAACUCGAAUUUCGGCCUUUCAUUGUCCUCGAUCGUGACCUCUACUUGCUUUUCAAAACCUUCUUUCCCUUUUUUGAACUUUCAAAUUUGCAUUUGGAGGCUUGACUGUGUGUUGUAUAUCCUCGACAUCUUUCGAACCGAGAUGAUUUUUUUCUCCUCAAAAGGAAAUUAUUGGGUAUUUUGAAAUUUCUCUUCAUCUCGCUUAAGAUCAUUGACUUUAUAGAUAAAGUUUCCUUGAAGCAGUUACUUUCUCACAUUUCUUCAAAAUAAAAAAGGCAGGUAGCGGCUAUUAAGAUCUUUUUACACACUUCAACGAGUUAUUGAGCGAAUUAAGAUGCUAAAUGUGAAUUUUUACACUAAAACUUAGUAUAAAUGGUACAGAAAAAGUUUGCGACUUAUCAGUUACACCUCUCUAAUUUUUGAAGAUGCAUCCUGUUGGCCGUCGUAUAAAUUAUCAUCGAGAAGUUUUCGUUUUAUUCAUGUUUUUUACGAGCGAAAUUCACAACUUCUCUGCCUAAGCCACAGCUCCUGACACAGUUAAAUCAAUGAAAGUCGAUUGCACAUUUAUUCUUACAUUGAAGAUGCAAUAAACAGUUUUUUUUUUUCAUUUUUUGAAUCUAUUGAAAUAGGAUUAUAAUUUUUUUUUUUAGUGUUUCAGUUCGAUCAUAAAAAUAACUUUUUCAGGUUUUUAAUAACCCUAUAACUAGUUUCAUCAGAGAUUAUAAGCCUUCAUCUUACGAAAAAGUCCUUCCUUCCUAGUCAUCUCAUUUAUUUCAUUUUUCUAAUCGUAUCAGUUAUCUUAUUUCGAUGCUUACGUUUUUGGGAAACUCAAAAACUUCUGUUUUCUAUAAAACCGCUGAACUUCUCGUUGAAAGUUUUUUUCUGUUCUGGAAGUUAAACUGGAUUUGCGAGUUUUUUUUUGAGGUCUUUGGAAAGUGAGUGCAUUCGUCCUAAUGAAGUCGCUCUUCGGAAAGCCGAUGAAAUAUAAAGAUACACGGAUAAUCCUUGUUUUCUAUGCCACAAAUGGAGGAAAAAUCUUUUUUAGCUUGCUUUGGAGAAGCUUUUGAGAGAUUAAGCUUAGAAUUUGUAUUCGUUUGAUAUGUUCUGAAAAUUUUUUUGACCAAAUUUGUUUUUUUGAAAAAUUUGGAUGAAAAAAAGCCACUGAAGCAUCAAAAUAUUAAAAAAACUCGAAGUUCAGAAAUAUAAGUACGGAAGUUUGAGUCCGGAAAAAAAUAUUCGAUUGAUCCAGUAAAAAAAGUAAUUUGAAAACUUUUUUUGAGAAACUUAUAAGAUCGUAAACUUUUUCAAACGUUUUGAGUCUAUUCCUCUCUCGUUUUUUUCUUUAAUUUUUUUCGAAUCACUUUCAUCUUGUAAAUAAAAAAAUAAACAAGUAUUGAAAAAGUUUCAUCCCAUAUUUUUGAGUUGUAUCUCGUGUUUUCAGGUUUUUGUGUAUAAAACUUGUUUUACUCAUAAAUUUGACCGAUUAUUUUCGCACACCUCUUCUAGUUGUUACAUGCGCUAUAUUUUCUACAUUUUCGACGGUUUGCUGAAACCUAAAAGUUUGUCACGUCCUCAAAUCUUUUGAAGUAUUGCGUCCAGUUGCAAAAAGGGUUUUUCGGUCCAUUAGAACGAGGAGAACUUUUGCAAGACUUGCUUCGGUAGUGACCGGCUGGAGGACGACCGGAGGGACUUCCAGAGGCGGCUGGGACCUCUCAAUCGAUGUAUCCCGUCGCCACAGGCGCUCACCGGAGACUCACGCUCACACGUCUAAUAUCCUAUCUGCUAUCCGUUGUUCCGCUCACACAACACACCACCUCCAUCCACUGGCUUCCAACGCCUUUUUCUCCUCCAGUAAUCUUUGUUUUUUUUUCUCCUUUGAAACUAGGCGCCAGGUGCCACAUACAGGUUUGCUUUUGUGCGGAACCUUCAGCCCUUGAACCCUCAUCGUCUUACCCUCCUCUCCGAAAUUGUCUUGUGUACUUGGUAAAUGAAGUACAUGAAGAAGCUGUCCUAAAAUAAUGAACAAGUCGUUCAGGAUUCUCACUAUCGUCUUUGAAUGGAGACACUAGAAAAGCUUAUCUUUGCACAUACCUGAGUGUUAGAUCACUUUAGUGAGAGAUUUCUGAUCAGAGAAUAAACAAAAAGAACAAAAUCUACAGCUGAAAAAAUUCUUAAGAUUAUCUAAAAAUACUAGUAGUUAGUAGAUCAGUAUCAUUAUAACUAAAAGUUUCUGAACGCGUUACGUAGAAUAUAGCUCCUUUGAAUUAUUUUUUUAUUAAAAAGGCUGGUUUGUUUUUAACUUGAAGAAUCCAUGUACUUCCGUGUGUAAAAAAAUUUCCACCUUUUUUUAGAUUAGGGGGAAGUCAAAAACGUCACGGUUUUUCAUUUUCAUAGAGUUUACUUGAAAAAAAUCCACAAAUUUUUUUCACAUCUGCAGGUUCGAAUUUUUUUUUCUUGCAAGUAUCUCAAAUUUCAUGAUGAGUUAAGUUUUAAAAAGUAAAGUUUUUAAUACUAAUGUCCAGAACUUUUCUGUAAGAUGUUUUCUAAUUUAUCAUUAUAUUUUUUCCUUCCUCUUUCGCCUAUAACCGUUGUUACCAUUCAGUGAUUCAAAUUGAGUUAAUUCUAAUUGGAAAGAAAUGUUUAACAACUUUUUCCAUCAGUUGAGAAAUUUAUUAAUCAUCCUUUAGUAAUUGUUUACUUGGUUUGAUAUGAAAGCAGUUUUUCUAUGUGAAAUUUCUCAUAUCUUUUUCUGCUCUUUGAACUUUCAGAGUUCUUUUCCAGAGUCUCUACAUACUUAUUUCCAAGGCCAUGACUUUUUUUCGGAUUAAAACCUCUCCAAAAAGACAUUUUAAGCUUUGAAACUUGGGUAAUAAUGCUCCUAGAAAAUCAAACUUACCAGUUUUAAGUUUUUAAAUUAUUACUAAAAAGAGAAGUUGAGCUGUCUAUCCAUUUCUUUUUUUGUAAAGUGCCGAAAAAAACGGAAAUGAAGCCACCGUGUAAUAUUGCGAACAAUUUUUCGUCGAGUCCUCAUUAAUUAAUAAAUUGUUUUGUCUAUUCCCUUUGUUGGUUUUUUUCUCAUGGCGCCGAGCGCUCAGUUUCACGUCAUUUUUCCAAAUGGAAAGUGUGAACUGAAAAAAAGGAUACUUUUUAUUGGUACUUAGAACAAUUAUUUUUUUGACAAACUUUUCAAGCAAGGUAAAAUGAUAUAUAGAAAUACAUGAUAAGAAACUUGGGAUAAUACAAAAUCACGAAUCCUCUAAGUGUCUGUUUUACUCUGUUUUGAUGAGGAAAGAAAAUGAUAAGCUUUUGAAAAUAAAGACUUCUAUAUCCUUUUUUCAUUUCAUCGAACAUACUUUGUUAUCCAUAGGGUGUGACCAAUCAAUCAGAUCAUGACCCUUUGGAUAGGAAUAAUUCACAAGCUGGCCUUGAAUGGCCUUCUUCGCCAAGGGUUUCGGGGUCUACGGGAUAGAUUAUCAGUCAGAUAGGGCUAUGACCCGUGAAAAGGACCUCUCUUGAAUGAAGAGAUCUUCAAAAAUCCUUGAAAGAACUGGCGUGGAGCUUCUCGCACUUUGAGACACGCCGUCGAAGUAUCGCAUUUCGUGGAUCCUCGUUUUCUAGCCACAUAUAGUCAAUUUAACGCCGGGAUUUCCCGCCAGUUCUUCGUCACAUCCGUUUGAAGUCUGAGGGACAACUAUAAACUCGAAAAGUGGCUCUUCUAGCUCUGCUUUUAAUUAGCCUCCUUAUGUAGCGGUCCGACUGAUUUUGCGAAAAGUUAAGAGAACCAAUUAUUAGCCUCGCUACACUGCUGCCGCUACUGAAAAAUAAAUUUCAAGCAGAUUCAGAUUAUAUUGCCGCAUGUCAGAGUUGAACCUCUCGCAAAACGAUCAUAUUCAAAGUUUCACUGUGAGCAAGAAAUCUUUUGCUCUAUUUUUAUUUCUGCCUCUUCAGUCCACCAAAUCGGGCGCUCACCAAAAUCAACUUUCAAUUUAUACAAACAAGAUGUGAAACUUAAGGAUCCUGAAAACUAUAUUUUUUCAAGCCUCCUAUCCACUUCCUCUAACGUGUGAAAUAGAGCUUCCUGGGUUCAAAGAGAUCAUGAAAACCUGUACGAUUUCCAGGCUUGAGGCGCCGGGGCGGCUGGAAGGAGGAGGAGGAGCAGAAGAAGUGAAGAUCAGAAGACGUGAAGCGCAGAGGACGUGAGGAGCAGAAGAAGUGAGGAGCGGACGUCGUCGAGAUGGCGUCCGUCGCUGCGUGGCUGCCGUUCGCCCGUGCCGCCGCCAUCGGCUGGGUGCCCAUCUCGCGGCAGCCGAUGCCGCAGGCGCCCGUCGCCAUUCAGGUCCUUGUUUUCUUAUCAAGGCUCACUAGAAGUAAGGUCCGAAUGUGCGACCUAUUGUUCAUGAAUGGCUAAGCUACAUAUUUGAUAACUGCGCCCAGUUUCUUGAAGCCGUACUCUGAAAAUGUUCUUUAUUCAACUUUUCUGUACGAGUUUGUACAUAAAAAGUUUUCAAUUUCUUUUCCAAAAACUCAUACAAAGCCGACCUUUAAUGGAGUCUAAACGGUGGAAAGAGAUUUGCGUCAGACGUAAAAACUUUUUAAAAAAAUCUUUUUGUAAAAACAUCAGAAAUAAAACAAGAGCUAUCAAAGUGUGACGAAGUUUAAUUUGGACUUAAGUUAUAUUUUUCUUGAAAAUACCCCUACAUUAGAGUUUUUCAUUUUUUUCGUCAUUUUUAUUGGAUAAUUUCUUUCAAAGUUGAAAGUUCUGAAAUGAGAAAAAAAAAAAUCACAUAGAGGAACAUGAUUUCAAAGUUUGGAGCUGCCACUGCGAAAACAGCCAAGUUUAUCGAUAUUUUUCUUCCAGUAGAAACAUAUGGCUACCCUUAUGACGCCAUUAUGAAGGCCAAAAGUCAAGUAAUUAGAGCCAGCCAGGAUAGUUGAAGGCGCCACGCGGACAAGUUUGAAAUCCCUUUCAUAAUUUCCAUUCCAUUUAUCUGUUGAUUAUCCAAGAAGGAAAUUUUUUGAGUUGAUAAAAUAGAUAGAAAGAACUGAAAAAAAAUUUCAAUUUUUAUUGUCACUCGCUAUGUGCGCGUUAAUCUCGAGAAGUUACUUUCAUCGAUAAUUUUCAUAGCCAAAUUUGCGCUCGGAUAAUUUUGAUCAUGGACUACACGAUAACUAAGUUUUAAUUCCUUCACUGAAUGAACCACUAAACAGAGCUAUUCGGUCGAUUUUAUCGCCGUUCGCAGCUAAUUCGCGGUACUCACGCGUGUCUUGUUACAGCCGUUCGGCUUUUGCUUCAUGUGCGAUGACAUCUGUUCUCUUUUUAUCCGACACUUCCUGUCCGGAGAUAUUUCCCGGCAACAAUUUUCGGCCUCUCGGCAAGUUUUGCCUUGAGAAACCUGUGCGUCUAGCUCAAAAAAGGCAUCAAAGAUGUGAUAACAUUUUCGGUUCAAAGAUCUUUGUUUUAAAAGUUAUGUUGCUCAACUGAUGAUAUCAGUUUCGCUGCUUUGAAACUAGACCCGAGGUCGACAGCAAAAAACAGCACCUUCACAACAAAAAAACGAGAGAUUUUGCACUUUCAGCUAGAAAGUUUUCUUUUGAUACAUAUUUUUUUACCAUAAACAUUUUCGAAAGAAGGUUUGAAAUACCAUGUAAAACGUUAGAAUCCUCAAAGAAAAACUUCUGAAAAUUUUCCCUUUUUUAAAAUUUUUGAUCAACUUUUCAUUUCAUUUUUCAGGAACUCAAGUUAAUCUUUGCGAUUAAUCGAUAAACCAACCGAAAUCAAUCUUAUUUUCGUUUUCAGGCAAAGGACUUGGCGGUGGAUCAUGUUUCGGAUGAGAAAUUGGCGAUCAACAUCUCCGGGAGGCGAUUCGAAACGUGGAAAAAUACCCUGGAAAAAUUCCCCGAAACCCUUCUCGGCUCCAAUGAAAAGGUUAAUUCACUGCAGAAUUUCAAGAUACUGAAUACAAAUUCGAAUCAUAUGAAGCAGUUUAUUUUUAAAUUAUUUAAUAUCACCUUUUGAUAACAUUUCACCUGUGCUUCACCUGUGCUACACUGUGUCAUAACCUAUAAUGCUUGCUUUACCACUUACUUAUUUUACCUUUGUGCAAUCCUCACCUCUUAUUCUUUCAUUACUGGCUCAGAGGCUCGGGAGGGCCUCAAGUGCCUUUUAUUUAUUUAUUUCAGCCUAAUGCCAAUUUUUUCUCUUUUUUUUCUGUACAUGUUAUUUUGUUCUGCCUGUAAAUAAAUAAUAUUAUUAAAACAUUAUUUUGUUUACAGGAAUUUUUCUACGACGAGGACACGGGAGAAUAUUUUUUCGACCGAGAUCCUGAUAUUUUUCGCCACAUUUUAACUUUCUAUCGGACCGGGAAGUUACACGUUCGUUUUUUUAUUCUUCUAUUUUUUUUUGUUUUUACUGAAUUAUUUCUCGUUUCAGUACCCUCGACACGAGUGCCUCGUCGCCUACGAUGAAGAACUUUCCUUUUUUGGCAUUAUGCCAGAUCUCAUUUCCGACUGCUGUUAUGAAGAUUAUAAGGUAUAAUUGAAGGAUUCUCCCAUCUUUUUUGAAUUCUUUCAAAUGAAGGGCUAGUAGGUUUUCGUAAUUUAGAUUUAUACGAUUCUCUAGUUGCUUCCCACCUGCGUGCGACUAGACUUGAAGGAAAUGUUAUACAGGGAGAUUUAAAAAUUUUCAGAUAAGCUCUUGAACUGUGAAAAAGCCCAAAAAGAAUUCAUAUUUUUCGGCCAUUCAUGGAAGCUGUGGUUGGCAUCGAGAAGUGAAAAAAGAACCGUUUAUAUCAGCAAAAAGCCUCUUCCAAAAGCCACUUUUAUCACUUUAAAAAUAUAUUUAACAAAAUCAAGUUUCUGAUUGUUUGGACAAGUCUUUUGAGUCAAGCCGAGUCGAUCUGGAAGUUUUUUCGCUGGGGCUUUUUCUCCAAAAUGAAGCAAUCAUGUUGUGAUAUGAGUUUUUUUUGAUAAGUCGAAAAAAAAGCUGAUUUACAGGACAAGAAGCGCGAGAAUCAGGAACGUCUUCUGGAAGAGCGUCUGGAGACGACGGAGAAGAGCAACGUUCAGCAGACGUUGCAGCAGAAGAUGUGGGCCGCUUUCGAGAAUCCGCACACGUCUUCCAUCGCCCUCGUCUUCUACUACGUCACCGGCUUCUUCAUCGCCGUCUCCGUCCUCUGCAACAUCAUCGAGACCAUUCCUUGCUGGUCAGCUCUGUUUUCCUUUUUUUCUUUUUCAUUGUUCAAAAACAAACUUCUGUGGAUAACAUGUGCUUUUUGAUUUAUAAGUUGUUACCAAGGUGUUCUUUUAAGAGUAAAUUAUUUUGAAAAGUAUUUUCUAGGUACGUCAACGACCAAGCUGUCUCCUGUGGAGACGCCUAUGAAAAACAGGUAAUCUAUCCUCAUUUUCAUUCCGAAAAUUAUCUUCUUUCAGUUUUUUGUGCUUGACACGGCUUGUGUCAUUAUUUUUACGAUAGAGUAUCUCUUACGGUUAUAUGCAGCUCCAGACAGGUGUCGCUUUUUGAGGUUUGAGCCGAUUAAUGAUUUAUUGAAUGAAAACCGCUCCGAAAAGAGCUUGCCAGUCAAUAUAGUCGAAAAGGAUUGAUCUUUCCAUUCAGGUCAAUAAUGAGCGUGAUCGACGUCGUGGCGAUUCUGCCGUACUACGUCGGCCUCGGCCUCCAGAAUAACAAGGACGUCUCCGGGGCUUUCGUCACUCUCCGAGUUUUUGUGAGAUAUUUCCAUUCAAUAAAACAACGAUUGACGCACAUAAAUCCCGAUGGACCACAUUAAAAUGAUGCACCCGGGAUGCUCACGUAAAAAUAAGAGCAGUUGUUUGACCGUGGAGGCUCCUAUCAACCGCACGUCGGCGCCACCGAUCUCCGUUAUUUUUUAUUCGACGUGGGCGAAAAAUGUCGCUUUGACAGAUUCUUUGAGAUCUGAGAAUGGGAUAAUAUCAAAUUUAGUUCGGUUUUGAACUUGUGAGGGCUGCGAAUAUGUUAGAAACUGUUGAAAAAGAGAAGUUUUGACUUUAAGAUACUCUGAGGAAAAUACAUGGUAUGAACUCGUUUUUUUUUCUUCCUUUUCCUGUUGUUUUUUAGCACAAAAAGUUUGAUAUAUACGAUAGAGUUAAAGAAGUUUAAAUUUUUUCAAAAGCACGCGAAAAAUUAUAGUUGAAUUCUCCGGGUGUUUUUUGAAAAGUUUAGUGGAAAGUUUUCGUAAACCAAUAUCAUCAUUUGAGAAAACUUUUUUUAAUAUCCGUAAAUGACUGGAUUUACUUUUUUUGAAUCAUCAUUCUGUUCAAGUUUAAAAAAAUAAAAAAAGGUUUUCAAUUUGCUCUAUAACAAUGUGAAUCAAAAAUUUCAGCGAGUUUUCCGGAUCUUCAAGUUCUCGCGCCACUCGCAAGGUCUUCGGAUAUUGGGGUACACGUUGAAGUCGUGCGCCUCAGAACUGGGGUUCCUCGUUUUUUCCUUGGCGAUGGCCAUCAUCAUCUUCGCUACCAUCAUGUACUAUGCUGAGAAAAAGGUAUUUUUGUUGGGAGAGUAGGAAAAGUUGAGAAAAACUUCCAAUUGGUAAAAAAAAAGACCAUUCGGGACCUUUUAAAGAAAUUUUUGGAUGAAAUAAAUGGAAGCUUUUCAAAAAGUUCGUAUAGCAAUAAAAAAACGAAAGCUUGAAAUGCGAUAAAAUUAGGAAGAGGAAGGAAAUUCGGGUUUAUUGUUGAUAAAAAUUUUUUUUUCUUGUUGGAAUAAAUUAAUCAGUCCAGGUUAUUUUUUUCCAGGUGGAAAGUACACGAUUCACAUCAAUACCAUCAGCUUUUUGGUACACUAUCGUAACGGUGAGUUUCCAAUUUUUUAUAAAUUUUAACGAUUUUAAGAGCGUGUUUUUGUGGACUUUUUUGUGAAUUGCAGUUAACGACACUAGGUUACGGUGACAUGGUUCCAUCUACAGUGAUGGGAAAAAUCGUGGGAGGAAUUUGCUCGCUUUCCGGAGUUUUGGUGAUCGCCUUGCCAGUUCCUGUAAGUUUUUUUUUCACAAUUUUCUCAAUAUUUCGAAGAUUUCUCGUCAGUUUUCACAACAACUAAUAAAUAAUCACUUCCCAUUCUGAAAAAAAAAAACUUUAUUGCUCAAUUUUCAGGUGAUCGUUAGCAACUUUUCGCGGAUUUACCAUCAAAACCAACGAGCAGAUAAGCGUCGGGCGCAAAAGGUUUUUCUUUUGGUCGAUCUAACAUGAGCAACGGAGGGCUUUGCAGAAGGCAAGAUUGGCGCGCAUUCGAAUCGUGAAGAACGCGUCGGGUCAAGCGUUGUUCAACAAGAAGAAAGCGCACGAAGCCCGGAUGCAGGCCUUCGAACAAGGUCUGAAAAGUCUUCAAAUAUAAGUCUAUAAAAGUUCAGCUUGAGAAAUUCGCUCAAUAAAAAAAAAUUAAAGAAAACUUACAAAGGGAGCCAUUUUUGGGAAAACUGAGAAAUUUUCCAGAAAUUCUCUGAGAUUAAGGUCAGCAUUUUUUCAGGCCUAUACCCUGUGUUGAAUGCGGACUUCCAAAAUUCUUAUUUUAAAAUCUUCAAAAAACCGGAUCUUACACUGAGAAAUUUUGUUUUUGAUAAAUUUUCCGAAAAAUAUUAUGUUUCAUACUAAAAAUAGGUCCUUCGUGAAAAAAAAAAAUGUUACUCCUCAGUUUCCAGCAUUGAGUUUCCAGGAUUCUAGAGCAACAAGAAUAAGGUCUGAGGAAAAUGCCGUUAAAUAUGGAAGAAUCCAUGAACAAAUUUUUUGUUUUGCCUUGAAAGAAAAUUUUUUGUAAACCUAUCUCAAAUAUGAUGGCCCUGAACACAUUAUCGUCAUGAAAUAACGCGUGAAAUGGACUUUGACCUUUUGAGGUCUGCUGAGCUUCGACGCACUGCGAGACGAAGACAUUUUCGAGAUACAACAUCACCACUUACUACAAUGUCUCGAAAAAGCCACGGUUAGUUGUACUUUUUCUUUUCCAACGCCGUGGAAUAAUUAAUGAAAACUCUGCGAACGAUCUCAUUUUCUUACACAGUUUUCUUUGUCAAAUAUAGGCGACUCGAUUACGCCGACACUACUCGGGAAAAAAAAGAAGUUUCUUAGAGACUUACCCAACUUUCACUCGAAACGGGUUCUCGCGGCUUUUUCUCACCCAUGAUUACACCAUUGAAACAUAAACGGCAAUAUUUAGGACCCUAUCGUUACCACCGGAAAUGAAUAAAAUAAUUUUAAAAACAGCAAAUAUGAUAAAAUCUUCUUUUAGGAAACAUGAGACGUUAAUAACCAAAUUUGCACUGAGAAAAAUAAAAAAAUAUUUUUCUGAAGUUUUGAAAAAAAGCGAUCCCUGCGCAGCUGAAUAAACCACCAUAAUUUCUGUAGCAUUCAAUUUGAAGAUAUUUCAGUUUCAUUUUUAAACACAGAUGAUUAUAACAAAAUGUAUGUUAAAAGAAUAAAAAUAACUUUUCGUCAAGCAUAUGGAAGCUUUUAAUUUCGCUUUUUUCAAAACGAAUAUUUCUAUAAUUCCGUUUUAAAAUUAUUUCCGCGAAAUUCAAAAGUAGUUUUGACUUUCAAAAAUUCAGUUAUCCUUUUCGCUCUCUGCCGGUUAUUUUGAGGUACGCGGAAUCAAUUUAAACACGGCAUGAAGUUUUGUGGACUUUAGAAUUGAGCAUCUAUUACAAAAGUUUGAUUACUUGAAUGAGUAGGAAAAGUUUAGGAAAGAGAGUUCGUAGAAGCUGACGUCGCUUUCGAAGGAGGUCGGAGCACGCCGCCAAUCAGCGAAUCUUCUUCUUUAAAAGGACCUCGCGCCAAAAGAAAACGGAAACUGUCAGUUCAUUCUCUUCUAUAAAAUUAAAAGUUAUGUUUUUGACUUCCUAAUUUAAGAUGCUGUGUAUCACAAGAAGACGAAGUUGAUGAAGAUCGGAGAGAAUCCCACGUCACUUUCAACCAAAAUCUGAACCAGGUAGUUUUUACCUGUUUCAAAUCGUGCAAAAAAAGUUCAGAUUCGCGAAACGACGCCGGAAGAGAACGAUCGGCACGAUAAGAUCUGCGUCUCGCAACUGUGA
Messenger RNA from Caenorhabditis auriculariae, 11327 nucleotides. The record is from the annotation of a GenBank genome assembly. NCBI's taxonomy places the organism in Eukaryota, Metazoa, Nematoda, Chromadorea, Rhabditida, Rhabditidae.